GCGUGGUAUCGACGGCCGCCUGGCCAAGUCACACGCUGCGAUGACGCAGCAGGAGGACACGAUCCGGCGUGGAGAGAGGGAGCGCAAGUCUCUCAUGGAGAAGCUGGACGUCGGCGAGCGGCAGCAGGCCAGCGGCGACAACGAGAAGAAGCAGCUGGGCGAGCGGAUUAACAAGUUGAAGACUCAGAUCGAGCGCAUGGAGCAGGACAAGAAGCAGCUGAGGGAGAACCUGGAGGUCGCGGAGACGCACUGCACGAAGCUGGAGCUCGCCAAGAGAGGUCUCGAGGGAGACCUGCAGAGGCAGAAGCUGAAGAUGAAUGACAUUGAGACGGACAAGCAGUGUGCUAGUAACAGUGCGUCGUGUCUCGCAGUGGUCACACGCGGCGUGCUAGUAACAGUGUCUCGCAGUGGUCUCAGUCGCCAUGUACUAGCGAAGGAGACUUCAGACGCGUGGCCGGAGGUGCAGCAGCUGCAGCGUGAACUCAGCGCUAGCGAGCACGACCGCCGCGUGCUGCAAGAGAAGCUGGAUGGAUGCAGAAUGACAGCUAAACGUGUGAACAUGGCCGAGGCUAUUCGCCCGACCGUCGGGUGUGUGCUUCAGAAUCGUGUGGAGAACCUGCUGAAGCAGGUGCAGGACGCAGAGGACAAGGGAGCAUCGCUGCAGCUGACCGUCGACCGCCAGACCCUCACCCUCGCCAAGACCGAGCAGGGCGAGAGCGAGCUCAAGGACAAGCAUGACACGUGUGAAUGUGUCCCGUACCUUGUCGACUACCUAGGUGUUGCAACUUUACCUGCCGUGGAGAGGGAGAAGAUUCUCACUGAGGAGCAAGCCAGCAAGACUCUGCUGGAGAAGACCAGCGCAGAGAGAACCCUCAGCAGCAUCGAGUCCGAGAAUCUUGAGAUGCAGAGACAGGUGCAGAACCUGCAGGCGGCGCUGGCCGAGCAGGAGCAGCAGCAUGCUCAGAAGAUGAUCGACCUGACGACGCGGCACCGCACCGAGACGGAGAUGGAGACGGAGCGACUGCGCACGGCGCAGCAGCAGGCCGAGCGCACGCUGGACAGCCGCGAGCGCUCGCACCGCAUGCGCAUCAAGUCGCUCGAGGAGCAGGUGGCGCACCUCAAGGACCAGCAGGCGCAGGAGAUGCGCAAGCGCAACCUGUACAUCAGCCGCAGCAGCCGCGCGGGCGACGACAUGAAGGACCUGCGCGCGCUGCUCGGCGACUCGCUGUCGGCCGUCUCGCGCGACCGCACGCUCGACCCGAUCCUCCUCGAGCACGAGAUCAAGAAGCUUGACGACUCGAUGGCCUACCACGGCGGCGGCGGCGGCUACCACGACGUGUCGUCGCCGCCGAGCAAGCUCGCGCACCGGCCGCUAGCGGGCAUCGGCGGCCUACAGCGCACGCGCAGCAUCUCGCCGGCGCGUCUCAGCCGCCCAAUGUCCUCGAGCCCCAGCUUCAAGAAGCGCAUGGGCUCGAAGUCUCGCCUCAGCUUCAAGAAUUAG
Messenger RNA from Priapulus caudatus, 1501 nucleotides. RefSeq names its product rootletin-like. The transcript is spliced from 10 exons. NCBI's taxonomy places the organism in Eukaryota, Metazoa, Priapulida, Priapulimorpha, Priapulimorphida, Priapulidae. The record is from RefSeq and is a predicted model, not a curated record. Bases 41 to 1501 code for a protein of 486 amino acids.